AUGAAUGUCUUUUCAACGGGAUGUUACCCACAGUCGCCGGAUGCUGCUGCAAAUAGCAGUCAUCCAACGAAAAGACAGAUCCACCGUCCCGAUCAAUACGCAUCAGUUGAUCGUCAAGAUUCAUUAAUGCUUUGUCAAGAACUUCAAGCAAAGGAUGGAAUCGAUUUUAUGGAUGAGAGUAUGGAUUUAACACCGUACCUAAAAGAUCUUCAAGAUGUUGAUGCAAACGAUUUGGGUGAAGAAUUUCUUGAAAAGCAAAAACUCAUCGAGAAUGAUAUCAUUUAUCAAGGGCCGUUCUCCAAUGCGCAUUACACUGAUUUGGAUUUGAGAGAAUCGGAUAUGUUCAAUGAGGAUAAAUUGGUGGGGCUGCCGUCAUCACAGUCGACUGCAUAUGAUAUUACAAGUGAUGUGCAGGUGUCAGGACGUAACAUCGGUUUGAAAUCAGAAAUACCAUGGGAGGAUAAUGAGAAAAUGAGUAAGAAGGAGUGUUCGAAUGAUAUCAGCAAUGAAACCACAACAACGAUAUCUUCGUCAUCGUCAUGCUCAAACAAAUGUGAUAUCGGCACACAGUCAACACCAUCUCAACCACGACCUUCCACAUCCAGAUUAAUUCGCACUCCCAAACAACAAGUCGAAUUACAAUUCACACCCACUAUCAAACCUAGAAAAUAUUCGUUGAAACCUGAGUCGGAGAAGAAGAGUGCGUUAUAUCGUUUGAAACGUGAGAAGAAUAACGACGCAGUACGUAAGUCGCGUGAGAAGGCACGAAAGCAACAGAUGAUGAAGGACAACCAAAUAAAAGAACUGCAACAAGAAGUUGCGAAUAUGAACAAUUCACUGAAGAACAAAGACAAACGAAUUGAAACACUCGAGGGGAAACUCAAGGAAGAACAUUCGCAUGUCAUUCAAUUGACAGCUGAAAACAAACGUCUUAGAAACGAAUUGUUCAAAAAAAGGUUUCCCAAAUACUAA
Anisakis simplex (herring worm) is the source of this 972-nucleotide messenger RNA. NCBI's taxonomy places the organism in Eukaryota, Metazoa, Nematoda, Chromadorea, Rhabditida, Anisakidae. The record is from the annotation of a GenBank genome assembly.